CAGCUCUUAUUGAGAGUCAGAUCUUUUGUUUGCAUGGAGGACUGUCACCAUCUUUGGAAACAUUAGACAAUAUUUGAGACUUGGACCGUAUGCAGGAGGUUCCCCAUGAAGGACCAAUGUGUGAUCUUUUGUGGUCUGAUCCUGAUGAGCGAUGUGGUUGGGGUAUAUCUCCACGUGGUGCCGGUUAUACAUUCGGACAAGAUAUUACUGAACAGUUCAACCAUACCAAUGGUCUCACUCUGAUUUCACGAGCCCAUCAGCUUGUGAUGGAAGGAUACAGCUGGUGUCAGGACAAGAACGUGGUUACCGUCUUCAGCUCUCCGAAUUAUUGUUAUCAGUGUGGGAUCAUGGCUGCAAUUUUAGAGGUUGGGGAGAAUAUGGACCAGAGGUUUCUUCAGUUUGAUCCAGCACCCUGGCAAAUCGAGCCCGACACCACACGCAAGAAUCCCGAUUAUUUCUUGUAAUUAUAUUAUAUGAUAUGAUAACAUAUGCUAGUUGUUCCUACUUUUUAGCUUCCGUUUACUGAUGUAUGUCUGCUAAAGCUAGAAGCUUUUAUACAAAGUUUUGGUUCAUCUUCAGUUCAUUCUUUGAUGUUUGGAGUUUGUGCAGCUGCUGCACUGAUAAAGGCUCGAAUGACCUUUUUGUAUU
Molecule: messenger RNA, 648 nt
Organism: Hibiscus syriacus
Lineage: Eukaryota; Viridiplantae; Streptophyta; Magnoliopsida; Malvales; Malvaceae
Product: serine/threonine-protein phosphatase PP2A-1 catalytic subunit-like
Exons: 4
Coding region: 90-464 (124 amino acids)
Biological process (GO): mitotic cell cycle; peptidyl-serine dephosphorylation
Cellular component (GO): cytosol
Molecular function (GO): protein serine/threonine phosphatase activity
Source: RefSeq, a predicted model, not a curated record